Molecule: messenger RNA, 4599 nt
Organism: Sclerotinia sclerotiorum 1980 UF-70
Lineage: Eukaryota; Fungi; Ascomycota; Leotiomycetes; Helotiales; Sclerotiniaceae
Exons: 1
Coding region: 1-4599 (1532 amino acids)
Biological process (GO): hyperosmotic response; fungal-type cell wall organization; signal transduction involved in filamentous growth
Cellular component (GO): extracellular region; site of polarized growth; plasma membrane
Molecular function (GO): osmosensor activity
Source: RefSeq, a predicted model, not a curated record
AUGCAUACACCCUCGUUAUUCUUGGCUUCCGUGGUCAUUCUUUCCUCAUUUGCUUCCGCAGAGGGGGAUCGACCAAAAUAUUACUUUCCACGAGAAAUCAAAAGACAAAUUUAUUCGAACAACACGAUUACGAGCAAUGUUCCAGCUCAAACUUCAAACACAAAUGAUGACUCCACAAUUACAUCUUCAUUCUCUUCAACCAUAAGUUCGCAAUCGGAUGAUGGGGCUCAGGAUACUACGACAAAUAAACGGGCAUCUUCAAGCGAUACUUUAUUGGAUUCACUUUCAUCCAUGUUUAAUUUAGGGCCAACAACUACGACAUCGGCAGCUGCAUCGAGUUCAUCAAGUUCAUCUACGAGCUUUACUUUUAGCACUACAUCCUCGAGUACACCAGUCCCAACCGAUGCAGUAUCUUCAAAUGAUGCAACAACUGCUUUGGUUACUAGUGCAGCGAGUUUAGGAACUGGAUCCAGUGAAGCCCCUACAAUUUUACCAUCUACGAGUUCCAGCUCUAGUUACAGUUACAGUUUUAGUUCCACUUCGACUUCAACUUCGACCUCGACCCCGACUUCGACUUCGACUCCAUCUGUUGAAUCAACUUCCUUGCCAGCUUCUUCUUCUUCGAGCGAGUCAAUUCCAUCUGUCACAAGCACUUCAGUUUUGAGCGUUGCAUCAAGUUCUACUGUUGGACUAACUGGGAUUUCCGACGCAUCGACAGGAACUGUCCAAACUGUAUCUGUUCCUACAACUACUAGUACUUCUAGUUCGACCCCGGAAGGAAUUACCGGAGUUCCAACUGGAGCAUCAAGUUCCUCGACCGCUUCCAAACCAUCAUCCAGCUCUUAUGUCCUUGUUGGGCUCUCAUCAGCCACCACAAAGUCAGUUGCCGAACCCAGCAGUUCUAGCGGUGGAAUCGAUUUGUCUCUCGGAUUAGGGUUAAUUGGAGCUUCUACUGGUGUAUCUACAGCCUCGAGCGCAACCAGUGCUCCGAGUUCCUCAAGUGCAUCCAUUCCUGAAUCAUCGACAAGCACAUCGGCAAAAUCUAGUGAAACUAAAGCUGCUGAAUCUUCAACCACAAAAUCGAGCUCGAGUUCAGUGGCAUCUAUUGCCUCGGAAACUUCAGUUUCGAAUUCAGGCUCAGUUGUAGGUAUCACCGGAGUACCCACUGGAUCAGGAUCAUCAGUAACUAUUCCAGUCUCAAUUCCAACUUCCACGGAGACUCCAAUCCAAAGUUCAAGCACUGCAGGCAUUUCCGGAGCACCUACUGGUAAAGCCCCGACUAUUAUUUCCAGUACUUCCCAAUCCACGGAAUCUUCAACAAGCUCUGUAGUCCCAACUGAAUCAUCCUCAACUUCCACCGGAACUGGAUCAGCCCCAAGUACAAUUGUAUCCCCAUCAUCUAGCUCAUCUGCAACCAGUUCUUCAAGCCCUAACCUUUUGGAACCAAUUGUCGCUUCUACAGGCUUGAUUCCAUCUAUUGUCAUUCUUCCCACUAUAACUUCAGGAUCUAGUUCUCAAAGCGCAUCAAAAACUUCAGCUGCUGCUUCAUCAUCUACUAGUGGAAUUACAUUUGGACCUGGUGGAGUUUUAUCUGGAUCAAGCUCUGUCAUUGCAAGUUCUACAGAUACAAAUGCAUCGCCAGUAUCCGUCCCAACUGCUUCAUCUUCUGGAGUAUCAUUCUCAGGCUCAGCAGCUACCACUGCCCCUGCUUCUGAUACUACUAGCUCGACUGGUCUUUUGGGAAUUGUUGCUACCGCAGCAAGCAGUUUGGUUGGUGAUGUGACCUCAGAUGUAGGAACGGUAGUAUCUCAAGUCACAACUGCUAUUUUACCAUCAGAUUCUUCAGCCUCAAGCUCAACUGCCAAAGUUACUGGAUCAACUACUGGCGUAUCAGAUAUUUCAGCACCAAAAACUGCUUCUACGGGUAGUUCGACACCUUCAAGUGUGGCUGGAAUUACUGGUGCCUCAACUGGUAUCUCUUCACCUUCCAGCACAAUCUCUGGAAUCAGUGGAGCUCCUACAGGUAUAUCUACAAAGUCAUCUGCUGCCACCUCAUCUUCUGGUGACUUACUUUCAUCUUUGAUUGGUGGCGUAUCAUCUUUGGUAUCUACUGCCACAUCUGAUCUUCUUCCAACUUCUGCAACUUCCCUCACAGAUGCUAGUGUCUCGGCUUCCUUAUCGUCGGCAGGUAUUAUUGGAGCUACUACUGGUGUUUCUAGUGCAUCUGCAUCAACUACAACUCCAGCUGGUUUACUUCCGUCUCUUGUGUCCGGAGUUACAUCUGAUCUUCUUCCAACUUCUGCAACUUCCCUCACAGAUGCUAGUGUCUCGGCUUCCUUAUCGUCGGCAGGUAUUAUUGGAGCUACUACUGGUGUUUCUAGCGCAUCCGCAUCAACUACGACUCCAGCUGGUUUACUUCCAUCUCUUGUGUCCGGAGUUACAUCUGAUUUACUUCCAACCAGUACUGCCUCAGUUUCUGGAACAGAUGUUAGUGGUUCAGCAUCGGCUACAGGCACUUUGAGCAGUGCUAGUGCCUCAGGUACUGCUUCUGCUACAGGUCUUUUAUCUGGGAUCACUUCCGACCUUGGAUCGGUUACAUCUGCUUUAUUACCAACCACUAGUGCUACGGAUUUGAGUGCUUUAGCAUCCUCGGCAGGAAUUAUAGGCCCAGUUACAGGAAUUAGUUCUACUGCUACCGGGUCAUCUGCCGCAGGAAUUACAGGCCCAGUCACAGGAAUUAGUUCUACCGGGUCAUCUGCCGCAACUUCGACUGGUCUUCUUCCUGGUGUAAGUUCUCUUCUUGGAUCGGUCACAUCAGAUAUUGGAUCAGCUACCUCAACAAUUUUGAGCGGAACUGGUAUAUCUGCCUCGGCUACAAUAACUUCUGGAAGUGCAUCAGCUACAGGAUUGUUGACAACUGUUAUUUCUGGUAUCACUUCUGUCAUUGGCUCUCCAACAGGUCCCUCGUCCGCUGCAGCUAGUUCUACUACACCUUCUGCUUCUAGUUCGACUCCAUUGGUCAGUUUAAUCUCGAGUAUUCUUGGAUCUGGUACUAGCAGUGGUUCAUCAGCCACGAUCACAGGCCACGUCUCCAGUGCUACCGGUGCUUCAAAUGCUACCGCUAUCAUUUCUGGAACAGAUAUCACAUCAAGCACUUCAAUAAGCCUUGGAUCUUCAUCAACAAUCUCAGGAACUCUCCUUCCAACAAGUGCGAGUGGUAAUGGGACUAUUCCAUUAUCUGCAACUAGUUUCUCCACCAGCGUUGAGACCGGAUCUUCUACAAUCAAAUCUAGUUCAGGAACAGGAGUUAUUAUUUUACCAACUCCAUCCCUAACUUCUGCAACAAGUAGAUUAGGCAAUUCCACGGCCACCUCAAUCUUAGCUUCCUCAGCUUCUUCCGGUUCAGCUUCAAGUCUUUCAAGCAUUGGAACAUCUGUUUCUGCGACAACUACCCCAAAGACGACGGUAUCUGAUAUUUCUUCAACAGCAGCUUCAUCAGCAACUGUUACAUCUGGAAGUUCAGCCAGUACAGCUCGAAUUACAUCUACAUCUUCCUCAGCUACCCCAACAAUAAUUGCCUCUCCAACUCACGAAAGUACUACAGCAAUCGUAAAAACCCAAGCACCUACUGAGACAACUCCUCCCCUCACUAUCUACCCAACAGCUACAAAUAAUGCAACGUCAAUGUGGCUUCCACAAACCAUUAUUGUUCAAUCAUCAUCCACAGAUCAAGCUACUCCCACGAAUACUGCACUUGCGACAUUUCUACCAAAGGUUAUCACACCCAGUGGUUCUAUUCCAUCAAGUCCAGAAAAUGCCACAUUGAUUCAACUUGGUUUCCUCUUCCAACUUAACUACGCAUUUGUUGUUGCCAAUCCACUUUCAUCUGCACAAAUCUUUCAAUAUCUUCCCGUUGGUAUCGCAGAUGGGUUAGGAAUUAAAAAAGAACAAGUUAUCAUGCACAGUCUCAUUCCUUAUAAUACACAAUCCCAAUUAAAGUUCAUCACAACUUUAGCCCUCGCUUAUAUUCCAACCAAUUUGGUCAGCACUCUUCAACUUGAUUUACAUACUCCAACUGCAGCUAUCUACAACAAUCCUGAUCCAUCUAUUAAUACACUUGUUAACUAUAUCAAUCCUUCCAUUCCAUUGACACCUGGUUCAACUCUUGAAGGUGGAACUGGAACUGGAACUGAUAGUUCUGGAUCUGCGGCAACUACAAGUUCUUCUAGUGGAAAUAGUGGUGUAUUCAAUACCGAUGCUCAAAACACAUCUCCAAAGGUUAAGAGCACCACUGCUGGUAUUGUUGUUGGAGCUGCUGGAGCUGCUGCCGCCUAUGGUGCUGCCAUGUUCUUUAUCGCUCGGAGAUACAAGAAACGUAAGCUUAGCCAUCGUCGAUCAAACUCUAUCAUGAACCCAGCGGAGAUGAGACAAUCUAGUGCUUUUACUGGUGGUGCUUUCAUGUCUGGUGGUCGUCUGACUCCUGGUACUGCAGGACAUGAUAGAAACAGUGGAGGAAGUGGAAGAAGUGCAGGAAAUUCCGCUCGAACGCAACAAAUCUCGGCACCAAUGAUGGCUGAAAAUUCAUUGGGAUGGAAUUGA